AUGGCUGAAUCGAGAUCCAGCAGUUGUAUUAUGUGUCAGGAAAUCGACACAACCGAUAUGGUCCAGUGCGACGUUUGCGACCAGUGGGCGCAUUUUAGCUGCGCUGGAGUAACCAGGAAAAUAAAAGACUAUCCGUGGAGUUGUCUGAAAUGCAGUAACUCUCUGCAAGUGCCGUUGCAGAAAAAAGGUGCUGCUGCCGGCGGGGCAAAAAAGACCUCUACUGAAGGGAGAAAAAGUUCGCGCUGCGAAAGUGGUUCGGUGAGUAGUGCUGGCGCUACGUUUGAAGAGUCUUUGGAUAAACUUAAAGAAGAGAUGGAGGCCACUGAGAAGGCUAUGGAGAACGAACGCAUUCUGCGUACAAAACGACUCGAAAUGGAACGUAUGCUGAAAGAGAAACAGCUCCGUAUGGAAAGAGAGUUUCGCGAGCUGGAACUGCAGCAAGAACAAGAUUUGCAGGCAUACCAGUUACAACAAGAACAGCAUAUACUGGAUCAGCGUUUGGAAAGAGAGAAAGAAUUUCUUGAAAGGCGGUUUAGAAUGCGUGGAAAAUUUGAUACGGCGAAAAUAAGACUUGAACAAAACUAUGCCGAUGCCAUCGGAGAAGAAAGAGAUGAAGAUGUGGGUGGUGGCUCAGUCGCUGGAAGCGACGAAAUAUUCAGCCAAAAGGUGGAACAGUGGCUUGGUGCUCAAAGGUCCGUACGCUGUUUGGACAAUCGGAGACUGCUUAAUUCUACUGCCGCGUUGUCUGAACCAAUAAUCACGAACAGAAGAAUAACCGGAAAUGAAACGGGACUCAGAGGGGGUCGAUUACAAGACUUUAAUCGUGUUUCGAACCAGCAUCAGCAGGGAUACGGUGAGCAAAAUGACCACGAUAAUGAUUUGGUGCGGUUGAGUGCAGAGGAAAGAAUGGCACUGACAGAUUUCCGCAUGGGACGUAUGAGACGCGAAACGGUUUUGGAACCAGCAGGGCUUUCUCAAGCGCAAAUUGCUGCUCGUCAAUCAGUGGCCAAACAAUUACCAGUGUUCAGGGGUGAAGCCGAGCUCUGGCCAAUAUUCAUAAGUAGCUAUGAGUACACUACUCAAGCAUGUGGGUUUUCCAAUCUAGACAAUCUCAAGCGACUGCAGGACUGCUUGAGAAGAGAUGCUCUCGAGGCCGUGAGAAGUCGGCUAGUUUUACCCGAUUCGGUUCCCGAUGUUAUCCGCGACUUGCAAAAUUUGUUUGGGAAACCGGAAAAACUAUUGAAGACGUUGUUAGUUAAGGUACGCCAGGCCAAAGCGCCAAGAGCUGAUCGUCUAGAGACGUUUCUACAUUUUGGUAUCACAGUUAAACAGCUGUGUGAUCACUUAGAAGCCGCGAAACUUGUAGACCAUUUGAACAACCCUAUGUUGGUUCAGGAGCUGGUAGAAAAACUCCCCCCCAACUACAAGUUGGAAUGGGUUCGCUUUAAACGGAACAAAACUGGUACCCCUCUUAGAGUGUUUACCGAAUUCAUGAACGGCAUCGUAUCAGAUGUCUCCGAGGUCAGCGAAUUUUCCGCAUCUGAUCUCACGGAUCGAAACGAACGCUUUGAUAAAUCAAGGUCAAACAAAAGAGAGUUUGUUCACGUUCACAAUUCGUCAUCUAGCAAAGGGGAAAAGGUAUUUACUACGAAAAACGAGACACCAUCUGUGAAAAAUGAAAAACCGUGUUGGGUAUGUCGAAGAACCGAUCACAAAAUCAGAUUUUGUGAAGACUUUCGCAAACUCAACGUUGCGGAGCGUGUGAAGAUUGUCGAAAAAUAUAAAUUGUGUGAGUUGUGUCUCAACAACCACGGAAAAAGUCGUUGCAACUUUAAAAUACGUUGCAAUUUGGCAGGCUGCCAAGGAAACCACCAUCCUCUUUUACAUAGUUGCGAAGAAGCCGUACAGAUUAUGGAAGCGCAUUGUAACGCUCACAAUCGCCUAAACCGUUCGAUUAUUUUCAGGAUGCUGCCGGUAACACUGCUUUUUGGAAACCGAAAAAUUGACAUUCUUGCCUUUUUAGACGAAGGGUCGUCUAUUACUCUUGUAGAAAAUGCAAUCGUAGACAAGUUAAAGGUGGCUGGUGUCGUCGAACCUCUAGUCGUCACGUGGACUGGAAACAUGAAGCGUUACGAAAAUGAUUCCAGAAGAGUGAAUUUGAUGGUGUCCGCUAGGGGGUCUGCCGAAAAGUUUCUAUUGCGAGAGGCACGCACGGUUGGAGAACUUAUUCUGCCGAAGCAGGAGAUACACUUUAACGAAAUCUCAGCUCGGUACCCCCACCUGAAGGGCCUACCGGUCGCAGACUACUGUAAGGAAGAACCAAAAAUGAUGAUCGGACUGGAUAACAUGCACGUGUUCGCUCCACUAGAGUCCAAAGUUGGUCAACCAGGUGAACCAAUUGGAGUUCGAUCGAAAUUGGGCUGGACAGUAUAUGGCCCGGAGAAACGGCUUUCGUUAACUGGAGCGCUUGUAAACUUUCACAGUGUUGGAGCAGCAACCAAUCAGGAGCUACACGACAUGAUACGCCAACAGUACAUGCUGGAGGAAACCGGUGUCACACCAGCAGGAAUGCCAGAGUCCGCUGAAGACUGUCGAGCGCGUGAACUUUUGAAAGCCACCACGAUACGUGUAGGUGACCGUUUUGAAACGGGCCUCUUAUGGCGCGAUGAGGAUAUAGUUUUUCCAGAUAGUUAUCCUAUGGCGAUAAAACGGAUGGAAGCGUUGGAGAGAAAAUUAUCGAAAAAUGCCCAGUUGCGUGACAAAGUUAUUCGCCAGAUCGAGGAAUAUCAAGCUAAGGGCUAUGCGCAUAAAUUAACGGAAGAAGAACUCACACGUACACAUUCAUCAGCAGUAUGGUAUUUACCACUGAACGUGGUUGUGAAUCAGAAAAAAACAGGUAAAAUACGGUUGGUUUGGGACGCAGCAGCAUCGGUCAAUGGAGUGUCGCUCAACAGUCAGCUGCUAAAAGGUCCUGACUUAUUGACAUCCCUAGUCGCAGUGCUUCAACGUUUUCGUCAACGAUCUGUGGGAUUUGGCGGAGAUAUCAAAGAGAUGUUCCACCAGUAUUUGAUCAGAGCACAAGAUAAGCAGGCGCAGCGGUUCGUAUUUAGGUCCAGUAGAAGUGAAGCGCCGCAAAAAUUUGUCAUGGAUGUUGGUACCUUUGGAGCAACGUGCUCCCCGUGUUCGGCGCAAUAUAUAAAAAAUUUGAACGCGGAGCAGUUUGCUGAUCAGUACCCUGAAGCAGUAAGAGCAAUUGUUGACAAUCAUUAUGUUGACGACUACUUUGAUAGCGUCGACACAGUGGAAGAAGCAGUACGACUAGCGAAAGAGGUGAAAAUGAUACACUCCCGAGGAGGUUUCGUUAUACGGAACUGGGUAUCCAACUCGAUAUCGUUCCUACGGCAGAUGGGUGAGCGGAGCAAUAAAGAUGCGGUUCACUUUAAUAAAGACAAAGAAACUGGAACUGAGAGGGUCCUAGGAAUAAUCUGGGAGCCAACCCAGGAUGUGUUUUCAUUCUCCACCACUCCACGAGAGGAAUUAGUUGCUGCUUUAAAUGGCACAGAAGCCCCUACCAAGAGGAUGGUCCUCAGCUGCGUCAUGGCCAUGUUUGAUCCUCUGGGGCUCCUGUCUCCAUUCACUGUCCUGGGAAAGAUGUUGGUACAAGAUCUAUGGAGAACAGGUUGCGGAUGGGACGAUAAAAUCGAAACCGAAUGUUUGGUAACCUGGACGCACUGGAUCAAGUUGUUCCCAAUAAAUGCGGACUUACGAAUAAGUAGAAGUUACUUUGGGAGAGCUCAAUCCCAUCAAGUACAGGAUCUGCAGCUUCACAUUUUCACUGAUGCGGGGGAAAAAGCGUACGGCUGCGUGGCAUAUUUCCGUGCCAUCAUUGAUGAGGAAAAAAUUUGUACGCUAGUCAUGAGUCGCACAAAGGUUGCUCCGCUGAAACAAUUAAGCGUUCCCCGGCUAGAACUUCAAGCGGCGGUACUAGGAGCUAGACUGAUGCGUACGGUUCAGGAGAACCAUAGCUUCAACAUCCAGCGAACAUACCUCUGGACCGAUUCACAGACAGUAUUGUCCUGGAUCAAGUCGGAUCAGCGAAAAUAUAAACAGUUUGUGGGAUUUCGCAUUGGAGAGAUUCUCAACAGCACAAAACUAAUAGAUUGGCGGUGGACACCAACGAGGUCGAACGAAGCCGACAGGCUGACGAAGUGGAGGCGGGAUGUAGAGCUUAAAUCGGAAAGUAACUGGUUCAUGGGACCAAGUUUUCUGUAUGAGGAUGAGGAGAAAUGGCCGCAACAAUGCCAACCAGCCACCACGAGAGAAGAGCUACGGGCACAAUUUUUGUUCCACGAUAUAGUUUUAGAGGACAGUCUGGUGGAUGUUAAUCGGUUCUCCAAAUGGAAUAUUUUAGUGAGGACAAUGGCAUGCGUUCUCAGAUUUGUUUCAAACUGCCGAAGACAAAUGCAAGGUCUUCCGGUAGAGACGCUAAAGGCAACGAAGAAGCAAGCACAGAUAAUUUUGCCAGCAAAGUACCCGAUAAUUCGUUCACCGUUAAAGCAGAAGGAGUUCCAACAAGCCGAAUGCCAUUUAUUACGUGCUUGUCAGGCCGAAGUGUUUGGAGACGAACUCAAAACUCUGAUAAAAAAUCGGAACCGCCCAGUGAAUGAGUGGGUAGCGUUGGAAAAAUCAAGUCCAUUAUAUAAAUUGACACCGCUCAUCGAUGAGAACGAUAUAAUCCGGAUGGAGGGUCGUACAGAGAAAGCCGAGUUCUGGCCAUUUGAUUUGCGUUUUCCAAUAAUUUUACCGAAAGAACAUCGUGUCACAAAAUUAAUAGUUCUACAUUAUCACGUACGCUUCGGCCAUGGGUACCGAGAGACGGUUAAAAAUGAGAUUCGUCAGCGUUUCCAUAUUCCUAAGGUUGGCUCGGUAGUACAAAAGGUUUCUAAAGAGUGUCAGGGGUGCAAGUUUCGUUGGCAUUGA
Wyeomyia smithii (pitcher-plant mosquito) is the source of this 4980-nucleotide messenger RNA. RefSeq lists its product as uncharacterized. The record is from RefSeq and is a predicted model, not a curated record. The transcript is spliced from 2 exons. NCBI's taxonomy places the organism in Eukaryota, Metazoa, Arthropoda, Insecta, Diptera, Culicidae. Gene Ontology annotation, molecular function: nucleic acid binding. The coding region runs from base 1 to 4980 and encodes 1659 amino acids.